Molecule: messenger RNA, 5933 nt
Organism: Lethenteron reissneri (Far Eastern brook lamprey)
Lineage: Eukaryota; Metazoa; Chordata; Hyperoartia; Petromyzontiformes; Petromyzontidae
Gene: TMEM145
Product: transmembrane protein 145
Biological process (GO): G protein-coupled receptor signaling pathway; response to pheromone
Source: RefSeq, a predicted model, not a curated record
CGGUGAGGAGGAUGUGGUGAAGGGAGAGGUGAGGUGGUGAGGCAAGAGGGAGGCGAAGAGGUGAGGAGUUGGUGAAGAGGUGAGGGAGGUGAGGCAAAGCGGCGAGGGAGCAGAGAGGGAGCAGUGAGGGAGGAGGUGAGUGAGGAGGCGAGGGAUGUCGCGAACGGCGCUCGCGCCUCUCCCGCUCCGCCACCUCCGCCUCGCCGCCGCGGUCGCCCUGGCGCUGCACCUCCUCCUCCUCUUCGCGCCACACGCCUCGGCCAAGAUCGUGCGCGGCUCCGUGCGCGCGCCCGAGGACUGGCUCUUCCUCACGCGCUUCUGUUUUCUGACCGACUAUGGAAAGAUGGAAUUCCUCUUCCGAUACCCUGAGGCGCUAUGUUGCCAGAACGUGCUGCUGUACUUUGACGACCCGUCGCAGUGGCCCGCCGUCUACAAGCAGCCCUCGCAGAGCUGCCAGCAGAAGGAACAGGUCCUACGGCCAGAAAACAACCAGGUGAUCAACCUGACGACAGAGUACACCUGGUCGGGCUGCGAGGUCGUGGAGGGAAUGUUGGAGUGUCGAGGCUCGCGGAGUUUCCGCUCGGUGCGUGAGCGCUGGUGGUACAUCGUGCUGAGCAAGUGCGAAGGUGGGGGUUUGGUCGUGGACUUUGAGCUCACGCUGACCAAUGGAGACUCCUUCUGGACUCGGCACUUCUCUGCGGACGAGUUCGGAAUCCUGCAGGCAGACAUCACGUACCUGCUCGUCUUCUCGGCUGUUCUCGCUGUGUCUUGCUACUUUGCGGACUUGCUGAGGAAGCGUCAGCUCUUCCACUCCACAUACAAACUGUUCAUGGCGGCUGCGGGGAUGCAAGUGCUGAGCCUCCUACUGAUGUGCAUCUACUGGGGAGGGUACGCACGCACGGGCAGUGGGAACCAGCCCGUGCGCGUACUGGGUAAGUUGCUCUUCUCAGCCAGCUUCCUCACCUUCCUGCUCCUGCUCAUCCUGCUGGGGAAGGGCUUCACGGUUACGCGGGGCCGCAUCAGCCACGCGGGGGUGGUGAAGCUCACCGUGUACAUGACGCUCUACACCACCACCUACGCCAGCCUCUUCAUCUACGAGGCAAAGUGGUUUGACCCGGGCCAGGUGCUGUACACCUACGAGUCUCCCGUGGGCUAUGGCCUCAUGCUGAUGCAGCUGACGGCCUACGUGUGGUUCUGCUGCUCCGUGUACCGCACGCUGCAGCGCCACCCCGACAAGCAGCGCUUCUAUGUGCGCUUCUUCGUCGCCUACACUUUCUGGUUUUUCUCGGUGCCGGUCGUGGCUCUAAUCGCGAACUUUGUGAUGGCGAAGUGGGAGCGCGAGAAGAUGGUGAACGACAUCCAGCUGGGCAUCCACCUCUACGCCCACGCCGUCUUCUUGGUGAUGACCCGGCCGUCCGCCGCCAAUCGGAACUUCCCGUUCCACGUGCGCACCUCCCAGAUCGGGGCGCUGGGAGCGGCGCUGCCCGGGGACGAGUGCGCGUUCGCGCAGCACGCCUACGGGCCCGGCGCGCGGGGGGGUGGCGACGCGCGGGGGGGCGACUCGCUACAGCAGCAGCAGCAGCAUCACGCCUACAGCAACGGCAACUUCGUGUCCGACUCGGUGGGACCCAACCUCACCGAGCUGUUCUGCGUCUCCGGCUCCAAGGGCGCUCUGUUCGCGCCGGGGGGCUCAAUGAGCAGCUUCGUGGAUCUGGGCUCCCCCGUGGCCGAAUCCUCCGAUCCCGGGACCCCAAACCCGGACGGGAGCCCCGCGGGGAGGGCCCGGGGCCCCACCAGCCUCCCCGCCUAACCUGGGUGGCAGGGGCCCUCCCCUCGCACGCGUCUCACGGAUAACGCGCACGGAACACAGACAACACGGAGAUUACGGCGUCGGUCUCUCUUACCGGCCGGAUAGAAGGUGCUCCUUUCAGAGCCGGAUCACACCGGCGGCGUCACCCGCGGCGUCACCGCCGGAGUUUUUGUGCCAAAACCGCCGGGCCCCGCGGCCCCCGGGGCUGCUCGGGGCCAGGAGGUGGGGGUGUGCGGGGGGCCUGGCUCGGCGGGGGGCUCCGAGGGUUCCACCGCUGGCGUCGCCAUGGCAACGCUCUCGACGCGCGAUCGUCCGGGAUGGCGACGCGGUGGUCGAGCGGUAGCGCAGCGAUUUUGCCGCUCGUUGCGGAGGUUAGCGAUACCAGCCCCCGUGGCUGCCCCCCCCCCCGGUUAAUACUGCGGUGCGUAUUGAGCAUUAAUAAUUCUGCGCGCCGUCUGAUUUAUAGCAGACGCGUUAAAGAUCCCGUGGUGUUAUUCAAAAUAGAGUAGUGUGUGUAUGCCAGCGUCAUGGUCCAAACUUGAUAACAUUUAAAAAAAUAUAAAUAACUCGUCAAAGAAUUUAAGCCACAUAGCGACGUUGCUCCCUACUGUGAAACAACUCCAGGCUGUGUUUUAGAAACACAGCAGCACCUUGCUUGGCGACGAUUGCCCUGCUGCACUGCGGGAUGGCGCGAACACCAAGUGAUGUAGCGUGGGGUCAGGGGUGAAAUGUGCAAAGCAAAUGUGAAUUCCUUUACGAAACAAUAUCUUGUUGACCUACAUAUAAUACUCAGCCCCAUCAUUCCUCUGGGGGUCGAUACAAUGCGCUCCCGGUGGCUGGGAUUUUUCGCGAUGCUGAGUUCGCCAACCGAUUCGCGACCUGCCUCUUCGUGGCGAGUGGCAGCGCCUCUCGUGGUUGCAGGGCUCACGCGAGCAACGUUACGCCCCGCGAGCGGAUUCCGAUGCACGCACGACGCGGCGCUCGUCGUGGGCUUGCGAGACAUUCGCUGCGAGUCAAAAUAUCCUGUGCGAGUCCACUUGUCCUCAUCCUGCCGGUGCUGCUGGUGGCAGUGCUGGGGCGGUGCUGCUGGUGGUAUUGGUGCCGGUGGUGCUAUAUCAGUAUUGGCAAUGUUGUACUGCUGCUGGUGGUGAUACUGAUGGUGUUGGUGGUUGUAGUGUUGGUGCUGAUGGUUCUCGUGGGGGUGAUACUGGUGGCCGUGUUGGUAUGGGGAGCGGAAGCGCAGUGGUUAGCGCACUGCGAUACGAACCCAGAGAUCUGGGUUAGAUUCACGCUCAAGAAAUAUGAACUGGUCCUGGGCCUCCCCUAGGUCAACUCAGCCUUAACGAAUACCCUGUAUGGUGUGUAAACAGCACUGGGAGACAAAGGCGGCCGAGCGUGGCCACCCACCCCCUUGCGUGCCAUGUCGCCCUUCAUGUGUGUUCGCUAACAGCACUUGCCCCAACAGUCUGUUAUGGGCUACACGGGAGACCGUUGCUUUGGUGGGGGUGGUGACGGUGGUACUGCAGCUGAUAGUCGUGUUGGUGGUAGUGCUGCUGAUGUUAUUGGUGGUGGGGCUGUUGGUGGUGGUGUGAAUUGUGGCGCUACUGCGGCCGAUUGUUGUUGAGCUCGGCAGUAUUUUUUUGCCGGGUCGCUGGUGGCGGUUUGACUGCCGUAAGGUGGCACUUGAUUCGCAGCCACAGGUCUAGCGUCGAUAGGUAUACUGGACGUGGUGUGCCGGGUGAGAACAUAGAGCCCUGGCUAAUACUAAAAUUAAUCCCGCAUCGGUGCUGGGCUGCUGCUCGCAGAGACGCGAGGAGAGACGUGCUGGUCAUUAUUCAUCCAUUUCAAUCCCGGAUUUGAUUUUUUUCCAUCUCCUAAAUUUUCCAUGGAGAACGGCAGCGAUUUGUUAAACGCGACGGGUGAGGAGGGUUCAGCGUGUGUGUAGUGUCCACGGUUUGUGUGUGUGGGGGGGUAUUUGAGUUUGGAUCGUAUUCACUGUGUGUGUAUGGAAUAUGUGGGUUUGCAUGGCGUGUGUGUAUGGUAUGCAUCGUGUGUGUAUGGUAUGCAUAGUGUGUGUGUAUGGAAUAUGUGGUUUUGCAUGGCGCACGUGUGUAUGUUAUGCAUAGUGUGUGUGUAUGGAGUAUGUGGAUUUGCAUGGCGUGUGUGUUUAGUAUGCAUAGUGUGUGUAUGGUAUGCAUAGUGUGUGUAUGUUAUGCAUAGUGUGUGUGUAUGGAGUAUGUGGGUUUGCAUGGCGUGUGUGUUUAGUAUGCAUAGUGUGUGUAUGGUAUGCAUAGUGUGUGUAUGGUAUGCAUAGUGUGUGUGUAUGGAGUAUGUGGGUUUGCAUGGCGUGUGUGUAUGGUAUGCAUAGUGUGUGUGUAUGGAGUAUGUGGGUUUGCAUGGCGUGUGUGUGUAUGGUAUUCAGGGCGUGUGUAUGGUAUGCCCAGGGCUGUGUGUAUGGAGCGCACGGCGUGGGUGUGCACACGCGAGGUUCAUGUGUGCACAGUGCAGCCGCCGUGUUUGCCUCCCGUCUCCUGCCAUCACGCGUGCCCCGAUCUCUUUGUCCCGGUUACCCCGGCAACCAGCCAGGCGAUCGCCCCGCAGGGUCGGCACACUCCGCCGCAGGGCCGCGGUCACGCCAGCCCUGGCCCCAACCGCCGCCCCAACGCUGCGGUCGCCCUAGAGCAUUGCCCCUAAUCCCAUCUCUCACUCUCGCCCUAAUCCAACCAUAGCUCAAACUAACCGUAGCUAUAACCAUAACCCGAGCCCUGACGCUAAAUAACCGUAGGCCUUGCCUUAAACCUCGCCCUUGACCUAACUGCCACCACAGAACUAACCGUAAGCCUAACCACAACCUUAGUCCAAAUUACGUUCCAAAUCUUAUCCAUAAACCCAACCCCGAAACAUCGCCCUCGCCUAUUCAGCUGCUGGGCAUUGUGCGCUUUAGGAUGCGCUUCUGCAGCCGUCUGGAAUGCUCUGCCUUCCGAUAUUAGGAUGCUACUGGAGCUAUGCACUUUUAAAUCGAGAUUGAAAACUCAUUUUCUUGGGACUGCUUUUUGUGUUUAGUUUGUUGUCGUCCUGCACCUGCGAUAAGCACGGUUGGCUACGUACGGUGCGAAAGAAGUUCAACAUACAACCUGGCCUAGCUCGAACCCUAGCUCCUGGUAUCCCCGUGUCUCCCCAUAUCCCAGUGCCUCCUUUCCCAUUGUGUCCCUGUGUCUCCCACUGUGUCCUGUGUCUCCCUCGUAUGGUGUCCCCGUGUAUCCCGUGGGGUCCCCCCCCCCAUGUCCUGAACCAUUGGUGGUGUCCCGGUGUUUCCCUUCCCUACGGGUCCCGUGUCACGUCUGGUGGCCCUCCGGGACCGUUGUUGCUGUGCUGUGUGCUGUCUUCUUCUAUAUCGGGUGUCAAUGCGACCAUUCGUGUUUUUUCUACAUUCACAGUAUUAUACAAACAUGAGCGUGUCGUGUGCAUGCGGUGUCACUCAGUCGGUAUUUAUUCGCGUUCGCGAUCGCAGUAUUCAGCAGCGACGUGGAGUCGCUCUGCUCGCUCCCCCCGCUAGCAGUGCUCGGGUUAUUAUUAUAUUAUUAACCUUUACUGAUUUUCCCAGGAAGCCACACUGAGUGGGAAGGACUGGGUUUUUUUCUGGAGGGUUUCUGCAUUAUAUGUAUGUUUUUUUUUUAAUUAUAUUAAACAUGUGUUCAGCCGACUGAUGAGUGUUCAUGGGGCUAGCCAACUGGUUUUCCCAGGGAUUGCGUCAGCUUCCACCGUGGGACUAUAUACACAGUAUAUCCAGUGUAUAUCAUCUAUUUAUAUUCCUUUAGACUCGGACUUUAGUGAGAAGGCCAAAGGCCCAUGGAGCUAAACCCUGCCAUGCCUCCCAUCACGGGCCCUGCUCCACAGGGUCGACACCAGGCAGGCCGCCUCGUGUAGCCAACCAGACCCCAAGCACCACUGGGCCAACGUGGGAGCAUCACCACGACCACCACCACCACCACCCGCUCUGUGGAUGCGCUCCGGCGACUCGCUGCGACGUCGCCCUUCGUCCACAAGUGCCGCCGCCUGACGGGACUCGGAGACCUCCCUGCCUCCCGCGAUGUCGCUUCUGUUGAGGAUGUUGAGGCUGUUG